Messenger RNA from Aureococcus anophagefferens, 252 nucleotides. RefSeq lists its product as hypothetical. The record is from RefSeq and is a predicted model, not a curated record. The transcript has a single exon. The annotation marks the transcript as partial. Lineage: Eukaryota; Pelagophyceae; Pelagomonadales; Pelagomonadaceae. Gene Ontology annotation, molecular function: protein binding.
CUGACGACGCUGGCGGCGACGCGGAACAAGCUCGAGAAGCUGCCGCAGGAGCUCUUCAACCUCGCGCACCUGGAGGUGCUCAAGCUCUCGGGCAACCGCAUCCGCCACCUCCCCGAGGACGUCGACGAGCUCGGCGAGCUCAAAACCCUGACGCUCACGAACAACCGCCUGUCGGCGCUGCCGACGACGCUACGAUCGUUGGCCAAGCUCUCGACGCUCGCGCUCGCGGGCAACGCGUUCACGGAGCAUCCG